Agrilus planipennis (emerald ash borer) is the source of this 377-nucleotide messenger RNA. Its product is annotated as protein phosphatase Slingshot-like. Gene Ontology annotation, biological process: negative regulation of actin filament polymerization; actin cytoskeleton organization. The record is from RefSeq and is a predicted model, not a curated record. NCBI's taxonomy places the organism in Eukaryota, Metazoa, Arthropoda, Insecta, Coleoptera, Buprestidae. The transcript is spliced from 3 exons. Gene Ontology annotation, cellular component: cytoplasm. Gene Ontology annotation, molecular function: phosphoprotein phosphatase activity; actin binding. The coding region runs from base 1 to 354 and encodes 117 amino acids.
AUGAAAACGAUAGAGAGCCUCAGUGAAUGUUACUUUGCGGGCAAGGGCACCGCUCUGGUGCUUCCGGCGGAGGCGCACAAGUCCAGCAGACAAUCGGAGGCUCAAGGCAGCAACAUCCAGAAACACUUGCAGUCGAUGUUCUACUUGUUGCGACCCGAAGAAACGCUGAAAAUGGCUGUUAAACUCGAAAGCGUUCAUCCUAAUCGUACUCGUUAUUUAGUAGUCGUGUCGCGUUUUGGUCGCAGGGCCGAAGAGUCCUGUCUUUUGGGAAUCGAUUGUAAUGAGAAGACGACCGUUGGAUUGGUACUAAGAGUUCUAGCAGACACCGCUAUCACGCUGGACGGAGAUGGGUAAGUGUUGUAUAUUACUCUCAUAUU